Messenger RNA from Drosophila busckii, 2063 nucleotides. It is a transcript of the gene Orco, whose product is annotated as odorant receptor coreceptor. Gene Ontology annotation, cellular component: plasma membrane. Gene Ontology annotation, biological process: sensory perception of smell; detection of chemical stimulus involved in sensory perception of smell. The record is from RefSeq and is a predicted model, not a curated record. Bases 137 to 1585 code for a protein of 482 amino acids. The transcript is spliced from 7 exons. Gene Ontology annotation, molecular function: odorant binding; olfactory receptor activity. Lineage: Eukaryota; Metazoa; Arthropoda; Insecta; Diptera; Drosophilidae.
GACAAGUUAGCUCAAGAAUUAACGGCUUUUCGAAUUAAGAUAAGCCUCGAGUGUCUAGUAAAAGUGAAAAUGUUGCAAGUGUAAACAUUGCUUAAUUGAUUAUAAAUAAAUAUUGCAAGUGCAUAAAAUAGCAAAGAUGUCAACCUCAAUGCAGCCGAGCAAAUACACGGGCCUGGUGGCCGACCUCAUGCCCAAUAUACGCGCCAUGAAGUACUCCGGCCUGUUCAUGCAUAACUUCACCGGCGGCAGCUCGCUGACAAAGAAGAUCUAUUCGUCAAUACAUUUGGUGGUCAUUGUGAUGCAGUUGGGCUUUAUACUGGUCAACAUGGCCUUAAAUGCCGAGGAGGUCAAUGAGCUGUCCGGCAAUACAAUUACCACAUUAUUCUUUACCCAUUGCAUCAUCAAGUUCGUUUAUCUGGCCAUCAAUCAGAAAAACUUUUACAGAACGCUUAAUAUAUGGAAUCAGGCCAAUUCACAUCCCUUGUUUGCCGAAUCGGAUGCGCGUUAUCAUGCCAUAGCCUUGGCCAAAAUGCGCAAACUCUUCUUCUUGGUCAUGCUUACUACAUUUGCAUCGGCCACCGCCUGGACGACCAUUACCUUCUUUGGCGAGAGCGUCAAGUUUGCCAUUGAUCAUGAUACGAACGCCACCAUAACCGUCGAGAUACCCAGGCUGCCCAUCAAGGCAUUCUAUCCCUGGGACGCCGGCAAGGGCUUGUUCUAUAUAAUAAGCUUUGCGCUGCAGGUCUAUUAUGUGCUCUUCUCCAUGGUGCACUCGAAUCUGUGCGAUGUCAUGUUCUGCUCUUGGCUCAUCUUUGCCUGCGAGCAGCUGCAGCAUCUGAAGGGCAUUAUGAAGCCGCUUAUGGAACUCUCCGCCUCGCUGGAUACGUAUCGACCCAACUCUGCUGCCUUGUUUAGAUCGCUGUCGGCCAACUCCAAGUCUGAGCUGAUACAUAAUGAGGAGAAGGAUCCUGGCACUGACAUGGACAUCACUGGCAUAUACAGCACUAAGGCCGAUUGGGGCGCACAGUUUCGUGCGCCGACUACGCUGCAGUCGUUCAAUUCGAAUGGCAAUGGCAAUGCCAUGGGUAAUCCCAAUGGACUAACUAAAAAACAGGAGAUGAUGGUGCGCAGUGCCAUCAAGUAUUGGGUCGAGCGUCACAAGCAUGUUGUGCGCUUGGUCGCUGGUAUUGGCGAUACUUAUGGCGCUGCAUUGCUGUUGCAUAUGUUGGUCUCAACCAUUAUGCUGACCCUGCUGGCCUACCAGGCAACCAAAAUCAAUGGCGUCAAUGUUUAUGCAUUCACGGUGGUUGGCUAUUUGGGCUAUGCUCUGGCGCAGGUGUUUCACUUUUGCAUCUUUGGCAAUCGCCUGAUUGAGGAGAGCUCAUCUGUCAUGGAGGCGGCAUACUCGUGCCAUUGGUACGAUGGCUCUGAGGAGGCGAAAACUUUUGUACAGAUCGUUUGCCAGCAGUGCCAAAAGGCUAUGAGCAUAUCGGGUGCGAAGUUCUUUACCGUUUCACUGGAUUUGUUUGCAUCGGUGCUCGGAGCUGUUGUCACCUACUUCAUGGUGUUGGUGCAGCUCAAGUGAGCAACAACAACUAGCGCCAGCAACUUGACUUUGAUAAAUUAUUGUGUGCAUCAGCAUCAGCAAAUUGUGUCAAAGUUUUUACUUUUUAUUAGCAGCAUUUCCAGCAAGCUGACAAAACAGCCGCACUCUGGGCGUAUACUUGAUAUAAGCAAGCGCCUGUUCUCUACACCCCCAAUCAAGUCCACAAAUAGUAUUAUGCAAAGCUCACAAUUAUAGCGUACGUGUGCUGCUAUUAAACUAAACACACAAUACACAAAUGUUUAUUAAUUAAUACAGCUUACAGUUUGUUGUCAUGUGUAGAGCUAUGAAGCGCUGAAUGCAAAAAUAAAACUUUAUAAAAGCAAUUAGAAUUUAAGGCUUACGUUUCUUGCUGUCUGCAAUUCAUUUGAGCUCAACAGGCUUGGACCAAUUAGUGCUCGUUAUUUAUUUAUUAUGCAGCCACCCGCUCAACAAUCAACAAUAUUUAACUCUCUCGUAU